This is a messenger RNA of Trifolium pratense (red clover), 750 nucleotides long. RefSeq names its product peptidyl-prolyl cis-trans isomerase Pin1. Gene Ontology annotation, cellular component: cytosol; nucleus. The record is from RefSeq and is a predicted model, not a curated record. The transcript has 2 exons. Gene Ontology annotation, molecular function: peptidyl-prolyl cis-trans isomerase activity. The coding region runs from base 117 to 488 and encodes 123 amino acids. Lineage: Eukaryota; Viridiplantae; Streptophyta; Magnoliopsida; Fabales; Fabaceae.
GCGAGUUAAUUUAGUUUCAUAACCCAGUGACGGCGAAAAUAGAUUCCGAUCGGAAGAGAAAGAAAACGUCGAUUUCGGCGGCGGAGGAAAACCUAAACAAGAAAAAAGAAGCGAAAAUGUCUUCUUCAAACAGACACAGCGGCGAGGUUAGAGCUUCACACAUAUUGAUCAAACACGAAGGUUCUAGAAGAAAAGCUUCAUGGAAAGAUCCAGAAGGUUACGUCAUUAAGAACACUACUAGAGAAAGUGCCGUUGCUCAGCUUAAAGCAAUGAAAGAGGAUAUUGUUUCUGGUAAGGCGAUUUUCGAGGACAUUGCUUCUCGUUACUCCGAUUGCAGUUCUGCUAAACGCGGUGGCGAUCUUGGUUCUUUUGGCCGUGGCCAGAUGCAGAAGGCUUUUGAAGAUGCAACUUAUGCUCUUAAAGUUGGUGAAAUUAGUGACAUUGUGGAGACUGAUAGUGGCUCCCACAUAAUCAAGAGAACAAAUUGAUUAUUACAUGGAGUAAUCAUCCUUUUAGAGAGAACUACAAUAUUUAUAGAUGAUUCCUGGAUCGUUGUUCUUGUUCAGCUCAAAAUUUGUUGAUAUAUUGAUACUGAUAUAUUGUUGUUAUUUAUUUUGGAUGAUACCUUGUUUUAACAAGAAUUAAAAACCUGUAUCUCUGUGCUUGUAAUUUUGAAAGACAUUCAUGGGGUUUGUACUCUGUUGUCUUUGGCAGGAUCCGGUCUUGAAUUCCAUCACUACCAAGUUUAAA